This is a messenger RNA of Ceraceosorus guamensis, 1962 nucleotides long. RefSeq lists its product as hypothetical. Gene Ontology annotation, molecular function: calcium channel activity. The record is from RefSeq and is a predicted model, not a curated record. Lineage: Eukaryota; Fungi; Basidiomycota; Exobasidiomycetes; Ceraceosorales; Ceraceosoraceae. Gene Ontology annotation, biological process: calcium ion import across plasma membrane. Bases 1 to 1962 code for a protein of 653 amino acids. The transcript has 3 exons.
AUGACCAUCCCGCCAGGCGCUUGGCCUUGCGAAACUUUUGCGGCAGUUUCAAGGGCACACGUUUGCUCAAUAAAGUCAGCACGAAUCAUCGGGCUAGUCGCUCAACGCCCACCACGAGGACGAAGGCGAUGUGGGUCGCACAGUCAAAUCCUGCCGCGCUUACUCGUGCUCGCAGUGAUCCUCUUGGCCAGUCUGGGAACAUGCUUAGCGCAGUCCUCGCCAAGCAGCAGCAGCUCAGCUACAUCCACCACGUCAGGGGCGCCCCCGCCCGCUCGCACCACUCCAGUCGUAGACGCCAUCGCGACGCCGUACCUUCUAUCAAGCGGAAGCUCUGUCAUUUCCACUUUGCCCAUCGAUUCUGACAAAGGUGUGACCUUUCAGCUCGCGCCGCUACCAGAUCGAAUAUCGUUCCUCUCGCUUCAGCUCUGCGGAGGUCCCAGUGUUGCGCCGUACAAUGUGUCAGACUCGGAUCUUCUCAGAUCGCUGGGUCAGUCAGCAACUUCAGCACGGCGCCUGACCUUGCCAAGGAUCUUCAUAUCCACGGAUGCAGCGACGACUCAGCCUGGACCUGACUCUGGAGCAGCACAGUCUUGGAUCUUGGGGGGCGCGGCCACCAUCGAGGUCGCUCAGGAGUCGGGCGAUGUGGGAGCCUGGGUCAGCCUCUGGCCUCCAGAGGACACGAGGGACGUAGCGCAAGGCAAUUGGACCGUCUUGGCGCAGUUGGGGGAUGAUGGCAACGCAGCCCCCUUCAGCCUAGCCAUUGCGCACGGGCUCUCACUUGCAGACACGGAUCGAGCAAGAGCACUCGUGACCUCGUCGAACAUGUCUCUUCCCUUGCCCAACUUGGACAUCACUAUCCUGCCUAGUACCGGAUCGGCCUCGAUCGAUCCUUAUUUCAACUCAAGCCUGUGUGCGGCUCAGACGGCUGCUCGAGCGUGGGCAGCAGGGAACGGUCCUGGGAGCAUGGUGCAGCUCAAUGCCAGCAAUACUCAAAGGGGCAUCCUGAGAGACCAGAAGUCGGCAGGCCAGCAGCGACGACAAUGGGACAUCACUGGACUUGAAGCUGCUUCCAAUUACACCGUGUGGCUGUCUGCCCAAGAUCCUACUUUGAACAACGUCACUGUGUGGCCAGCUAUCAAGUUCGCAACCAAAACGGCCGACAACUGCCGUCUAGUUUAUGACGUACCAUUCUGCCCAAACGUAGCGUAUUCGAUUCCGAUUGGCCCCGAGGUCUCGACCGAUAACGCCUUGUCCACCAUCAAUCGUACGGUAUCUCCCAACCUAUCCAACUUCACUCAGCUACUCGGCACCUUUCCAUGCGGCGAUCCCUACUUUGGGCCCUACAGCGGAGUGAAGGAUUGUGGAGACUGCUUGGAUGCAUACCAAGAUUGGCUUUGCGCAGUAGCGAUGCCUAGAUGCGUGGAUGCUCUGGAUGAUCCAAACGUGCAGAGCGCAGCUGCCCAGAACAGCACCGUCCUCACAGGUGGGCCAAUGUCGGCGAACACGGACCUCUUGCCGUAUGUCGUGAACCGGCGAGAUGGGCGCAACGAGUCCCGUCAAACGUACGUCGAUGACGAGCUAUCGCCGGGCACGUACGGAGAGCUCUUGCCGUGCAUCUACACUUGCUACUUUGUAUCCCGCUCCUGUCCCGCUCCUCUGGUACAAUGGUCCUGCCCCAAAUGGGGCAUUUCAGCACAGAGGUCUUAUGGAGCUUUUGCAGACUCGGGCGCAGAGGGAAUAGGAGCGAGAGAAAAUGGUGGCGAUGGGAGCGACUUUUCCAGGUGGGGAGGACCCACUCGAUACAUUGCUCAGGACGCGUUUGGCAACGCCUUUUGCAACGCCAUGGGGGUCGACACUCGUCUAAGCGAGGAUAACGCUGCCUUACCUGCGCUUGACGGCCGGCGUGCAUGGCGUGCUUCAGUGUUCGCGAGCGUGGCGCUAUACUUCCUACUCCUGGCUUGA